UUUUAUUAGGUACAUUUGGUAAAGCAUGUUUUAUUUGUCGAAUACCAAUAGAUAAUUAUAAAUUAAAUACAAUUGAUGGUUUAUCAUUUAUUGCUGAAACAUUUCCUGUUUGUCGAGUUUUUCCAUUAGCAGCAUCAGCAUAUGGUAUAUUAGCACUCGAUUUUACAAAUGAUGGUCUUGAUGAAAUAAUCAUUGCAACAACAAAAGGUUUACAUAUUUAUCAAUUAGAAUUAAAUGAAGUUGUUAAAUUAAUAGAAAAUCGUUUAGAAAAGAAAAACAAUGAAAAUGAGAAUUUAUCAAAUAGUCAUUAA
This is a messenger RNA of Rotaria sordida, 311 nucleotides long. Lineage: Eukaryota; Metazoa; Rotifera; Eurotatoria; Philodinida; Philodinidae. The record is from the annotation of a GenBank genome assembly.